AUGCUGACUUCACUUUUAAAAAGAAGAAAAGUCUUUUUGUAUAGUGUAAUAACUUUUGUAUUUUUACUUUUCACCAUCUUUUGUUAUAUAUACAAUGGAAACGAAGAAUUGAGAACCAAUGUAACAGAUACUAGCAUUGAUAAGUCCAGCCAUACUGCAGUAAAUGACAGUAUUCAGAAAAUUGACAGCAAUAAGCCAGACUUCAAAGAUAAGGUCAGAGGCUGCUUUGUUAUCCUAAUUCGAAACAGUGAAUUGGAAGGCAUUGUGUCCACUAUGCACCAAGUUGAGAAAACAUUCAACAAUAAAUUCCAAUAUCCUUAUGUCUUUUUGAACGACGACGAUUUCACAAAAACGUUCAAAAAUACCGUCACUGCUAUCACCAAUGCCAAAGUUUCAUUUGGAAUCAUAAACUCGACUAUGUGGGGAUAUCCAAAAUUCAUCAACCAAACUUAUGCAGCAGAAACGAGGGAAACUAUGGCUAAAAUGGAAAUCCCUUAUGCUACCAGUGAAUCUUAUAGACAUAUGUGUCGAUUUCAAAGCGGAUUCUUCUUCAGACAUCCUCUUCUGGAUGAAUUUGAUUUUUAUUGGCGAUUGGAACCUUAUACAGAUUAUUAUUGCGACAUCGAUUAUGAUGUAUUCAGAUAUAUGAAAGAAAACAAGAAAAAAUAUGGCUUUACUAUUGCUUAUAAAGAACAUAUCGAGACAGUUCCUACUCUUUGGAAUACAACCAUCAAGUUCUUAAAAGAUAACCCUGACAUAGCCAAGAAAAUGCCAAAUCCGAAUGAGAGUUUUUUUGACUUUGUCACAAACGAUGGCGGCCUAAGCUACAACACUUGUCACUUUUGGUCCAACUUUGAGAUUGGCGAUCUUUCACUGUGGAGAUCAGACGCUUAUUUACGAUAUUUCAAAUAUUUAGAUGAGGCGGGAGGCUUUUAUUAUGAGAGAUGGGGAGAUGCACCUGUUCACAGUAUAGCUGCCGCCUUUUUGCUGAAAAAAGAUGAAGUACAUUUUUUCAAAGAUAUUGGUUAUAGGCAUACCUCAUAUACCCAUUGCCCUGUUGAGCAAGAAUUCAGGUCAAAGUGCACUUGCAAUCCAAUCAUCAAUUUCGGUAAGUAA
This is a messenger RNA of Mycotypha africana, 1116 nucleotides long. RefSeq names its product nucleotide-diphospho-sugar transferase. Bases 1 to 1116 code for a protein of 371 amino acids. Gene Ontology annotation, biological process: protein N-linked glycosylation; cell wall mannoprotein biosynthetic process. The transcript is spliced from 3 exons. Gene Ontology annotation, molecular function: alpha-1,2-mannosyltransferase activity. NCBI's taxonomy places the organism in Eukaryota, Fungi, Mucoromycota, Mucoromycetes, Mucorales, Mycotyphaceae. Gene Ontology annotation, cellular component: membrane; Golgi apparatus. The record is from RefSeq and is a predicted model, not a curated record.